Molecule: messenger RNA, 3660 nt
Organism: Torulaspora globosa
Lineage: Eukaryota; Fungi; Ascomycota; Saccharomycetes; Saccharomycetales; Saccharomycetaceae
Exons: 1
Coding region: 1-3660 (1219 amino acids)
Molecular function (GO): protein binding
Source: RefSeq, a predicted model, not a curated record
AUGCGAAAUCCUGACAGAAGAAAGAACUACAAGGCAAAAUUUGGGCUGGUAUUGCGUGACCGACUAUGUGCUUGGAUCGCUAAAGUGGUGAGACGCCCGCAAAUUAAUAUUGUUCUGCCGUUAUUAAUACUCUCUAGCUUUUCCUACCACACUCUUUCAAAUUUAACUAUAACAUGGCCUACCAGCGGCUACUUGAGCAGAGUGGAAGCCUGGGACGGCGAAUCUGUUGGGGUCGAAGGUUUGCAAACUCGCAAUCUCACAAUGAUACCGAUCUUGGUUCGGUCGAUUGAUGAAAACCACAAUAUACUUGAAAAAAGAAGUCUCCUAGAAUAUAUGGCAUUUCAAAAUAAGCUCAUAGAUGGUUUUCCGCAGGAUGUGGCUCUGAAUUCUUUCUUCAGGAUAUGGGACCACUCCUUAGAUAUACUGUAUCAGGAUAAGGUUCCGCUACAAACCAUCAAUGCGAAACACAUUUUAAUUCCACCAUACUCCCUUCUGGAGACCUGGAAGGUCAAUGGUUUGAUUUCAUCAGCUGCAGGCUGCUUGAUCUCAUUAUUUACAGAUGGUAGCGACCUCCCUGAAGUCCAGCGCUUACUGCAAGAAAACAUAGCACGCCUCAACUCCAUAUCCAAUGUGACAACAUUCCAUAUUCUGGAACCACGACAGGCGAAUAGCACAUCCAAGUUUGAAGCGCUCCAAAGAUUUCGCGUUUUUGUGAUAAGGAUUGGUAAGAAUUGGAACAUCGCUCUAUCGCUGGUGUAUUUGUCGUUGUGUUUGCAUUUCUUCCUUUCUAUGAAGAUGCUCAGAAAUUCGGUCAGAUCGGUUAUCGGCAUGUCAGUUGCAAUGAUAGCACAAUUAACUUUAGUGAUAGCGUCAUCCAUCACUGUAACUGAACUGUUGUUCAAAGGAUCCGAUGAUAUUAUUCCCACUCGACUGCUUUGCUGGCCGAUCAUUUUGUUUUCGAUGAAUUCAUUCCUUAGAGCGAUACGAAGCUUAUCGGAGGAUAGCACUAAAGAAAGCCUUUCAGGACAGCACUCUGUCGAAGCCAAAAGUACCGGCACAUCCUCAACUGUGCUUGGAUCGUCAGAAAUUGAGCGCGGCUUUAUCUUCCGUCUUUCAGCUUCGCAAUUUAAAUGGUUAAAACUUCUGGUGUUAUUCUCUGUUGCAAUGGCGGUUAUGAUUCCGUUCGGUGGCAAAGCCACUCAUUUCAUCCUAUUUUCCUUGUGGCUGAAUGAACUUUUGAAUUGCUCUUUUUUCAUCGCUAUAAUAAGCCUGGAUUGGAGAGGACGUGGCGAUAAUAUUCUAGCCGAGAAGAGUAGUCACGAUGAUCUGCUGUUAGAUGCCGACGUUGCACCAAAAUUUAAUCACUUCGGUUAUGAGCAGGUUUUCCAGAUAAUGACCUCUAGUGAAAUAACCAUCAUAAUCGUUGCUUCGUAUCUGCUCCUCUGUAACAUGAGAUUUUCUCUGGCUCAAUCUUCGAGUUCAUUAUUUCGCAAGCUUCUGUCACAUGCAUGGUCCCAAUACACAUCCCUUCGCUCCCCACAGCCAAAAGUUGGCCUUGACCUGCAUUUCAUCGCCGAAAGAGCUUUCUCUCCGGACAAUUCAAAUGUAAACAAACUCCAGGUGGUAGAUCUUUCCAUAUGGAGUCCAGUAUCAGUCGUUCAGUCCGAAAGCAGUAGAGUAUUAGCAGAACUCUUGAACGAUAAAUCUGAUUUAAUGUCAUCGGACUUUUUCUAUAAAGUGGACUUUUCCUAUGCCCUUCAGUUUGCCGCCCUAAUCGUGUUGGUACUAUGCUGUACCUUGCUGGGAUUACAGAAAUUAGUAGCAAGCUCUGAAACAAGCAAAGCCGGCUUAUUUAUCGACUCAAGGAUCGAGCAUGUCUCCGAUUUCUUAGCUGCAAAGAAGACGGAUGAUGCAGGCAUCAAAUCUGGGCCGACAAAGGAGGUGAACCUCGCAAAUCUAGAUCAAUUCCAUAUGAAAGAGCUUUACAGGAAUGGCCACGGGCUGGAUAUAAUGAGAAUUACAACAUCGAAGGCGCCUUUUAUCGUUUCCGUUGGUUUAGAUCACAAAGUAUUUGUAUGGUCUCCUUUAGUGAACCCAGUUCCAGCUCCAACAAAAAUCCCUUUAGAACGCAAAUUUUGGCCACUUUCUAAAGUGCUUUUGAGCAAUGAUGGAAACCUUGUUGCCUUUUUCGGGAAGAAUGGAAACAUAUCUACUUGGUCCAGAAGGGAUAUGAAGUUCAUAUGGGAGGUAAAGCUCAAGGAUUUAGCGGACAGUAAUGUGCUCAAAGCAAACCUUUUGGAAGCUCUUUUCAGGAAAAUUACAGUACCUGCUUUCAAAAAGAAGCGGCUUCAAAACUCUACAAAACAAAGCGAAAUUAGCGUUGGAAAAGUUAAGUCGGUUUCAUCUGAAUAUGUGCCAGUAGUGGCUGGGGGACUCGAUACUACUUAUGAAAAUCCCAACAAAAAGACUAAUGAAGGAGAUGAAAUGAGUGAACUGGUUUUCGUGACCUCUAUGGGCUUGAUAUACAGCAUUCGAGAAGACGGUGUCUUAGCAGUCGAGAGGCUAACUCCAUCGAAGCAUCGACUGACAUCUUGCAAAGUUCUAUCAUCUCCUAGAGUGAACGACAGGCUGGUUAUAUGCGACGAGGCUGGAGAUAUUUAUAUUGCUACCGUUGUGAAUAACAAAUGGCGGCCAAAUAAGUUGAAGGUCAAUUACGAUCGAAUCUUAAAACCUCGCUCUGUUACAUGCGAACUAACAAACCAUUCGACGUCAAAUAAUAAUGUGACCGGAAUCAUGCGGGAAACAGAUAAUACGAUUGAACUGGUUCAGUUUGUUGGGCUACUUGUGCGUGUUUUGGGUAAAACAGCUGACCUUAUAGACGCUCAGACCGGAACUGUUAUUAAAAGGUUUAAAAUUGAUCACUUCAAACCUAACACUCUUCGUGUAUUUCACGAUAACCCGACUCACUGUAAGUUCUGUGGCAGUGCAUCGGUAGCUUCGUUCUCUAUUGCUUACACGGACGCAGUAUCUGACCGCGUUACCAUGCACACUUACAAGCUAGAAAGCAGAACUAAAACUAGUAUAUGCCUAAGAGUUGAACGUGAUUUGAGGGAAAUCCGUUGUUUAGGAAUGGAAUCUGCCGUUGAGACCGUGCAUUACCUAUACGAUAUAGAAGACUGGUGUGUUACAGAUAGUAACAUGUUAAUCGGCAUACGUAAAGUGCCACAAAUGCUUGAGUCCUCGAAGGCUGGCUCUUCAAGCAUGACAAGAAGCCUAGUGCACGAUGGAGUUGCCUUACAACAAAGAAAGAACAGCAAACAGGAAUUCAGUGAUAUUCAUUCCGGAUCCCAUCUCAUCCAUAAUAUUUGGGAAGGUUGGACGAUGUCUGCUGGUGGAAAGAUUUUAUUUCACAAGAUACCGGUAGGCGUAACUGGAUUAGUAACGGACAGAUUAGGCCCGCUGAGUAAAUUCGGUGUCAAAGCUGUCGUUGUUGGCUUCGGGAACAUCAUGGAUAUGCUUUACGUGGGCAGCGAAGAUCUGAUAUUCAGCACUGAGACGAGUGACAGCAACAAAGAGGAGACGAGCUUGAGAUUCGUGAAUAACCGUAGAGACAGAUUUUCUCAUAAAAGGAUGCCUCUCAAUUACGGCAAUUUGGGGUAG